Entamoeba dispar SAW760 is the source of this 357-nucleotide messenger RNA. RefSeq names its product serine/threonine protein kinase, putative. The coding region runs from base 1 to 357 and encodes 118 amino acids. Gene Ontology annotation, cellular component: plasma membrane; nucleus; cytoplasm. Gene Ontology annotation, biological process: protein phosphorylation. Gene Ontology annotation, molecular function: protein serine/threonine kinase activity. NCBI's taxonomy places the organism in Eukaryota, Evosea, Mastigamoebida, Endamoebidae. The record is from RefSeq and is a predicted model, not a curated record. The transcript has a single exon.
AUGCAUAGAUACAAAGUAUCAAAAAAUGCAAAAGAUCUUAUUAAAGAAUUGCUUGAUGUUGAUUCUGAAGAUAGAUUAGGAUCAAAAUAUGGAGCAUCUGAAAUUAAACAACAUGACUUCUUCUCUAAUAUUAAAUUUGCGUUAAUUAGAAAUAUGACACCACCUAUUAUUCCUCGAUUAAAUGGUCGUAGAGAUACAUCAUACUUUUAUCAAUAUAAACCUUAUGAUGAUGACGUUCCUGAUGAUUGGGGAUAUGCUGCAGAGCAAAAAUUCUAUACUCCAAAGAAGAACCAAAUGAAAUUAACAUCAUUGGAUGACAUAACAUCAUCUAUCAAUAAAAUGAAAGAAGGAAAUUAA